Molecule: messenger RNA, 699 nt
Organism: Orbilia oligospora ATCC 24927
Lineage: Eukaryota; Fungi; Ascomycota; Orbiliomycetes; Orbiliales; Orbiliaceae
Exons: 1
Coding region: 1-699 (232 amino acids)
Biological process (GO): extracellular matrix organization; collagen catabolic process; proteolysis
Cellular component (GO): extracellular matrix
Molecular function (GO): zinc ion binding; metalloendopeptidase activity
Source: RefSeq, a predicted model, not a curated record
AUGUCCAACUUACAAGGAACCCACCUCCAAAAGAAAUCCACCAACCUCCUCUGCGGCGGUAACCGUGCCCACUCUCACCGUCUCCGCUACGCCAGACGCCAAGAAGAAGUCGACGACCUUCAAGACGGUAAAAACACAUGGUUCACCGACCGUCCCAUAAGAUGGAAACUCUACGGUACCAUUAAAGGCUUCGACAUGUCCACAAUGGAAUCCAUCAUCGUAAAAGCUCUGAAUAAAUGGGCCGCCGUAUCGAGCCUCACAUUCGAAAAGGCGGCUGAGGGGGCUGAUCGGGACGACAUUGAAUUAAAAAUAGAAGUUUCGGGACCUGAUGUUCUUGAUCCUGAUUUCCCAGCACAGACCGAUGGAUCUUGGAUCGCUGCUAAUGCUUCAUGGGGACCUGGCAUUUCAAGCCGAUGGGUCCCAGUCGAAAAGAAGGUUUGGACGGGAUAUGUCAAGUUCAAUAACACCAGUACUGGACCGAAUAACUGGAAUGUUAAUCAGAUUCAUAAUGUUUUUUUGCAUGAGGUUGGUCAUACUUUGGGAUUGGGGCAUACUUUGACUGAAAAUGCUAUUAUGGCGAGGUUGAUGGCUGGCGGUGGUGGAAAUGUGGACUUGGACUUGAAGCCAGAGGACAUUACGAGGAUUCAGAAGUAUUAUAAGCCAUCGGGAAUGAGGAGAGUUAGGAGAAGGAAUAUGUAA